Messenger RNA from Cercopithifilaria johnstoni, 210 nucleotides. Lineage: Eukaryota; Metazoa; Nematoda; Chromadorea; Rhabditida; Onchocercidae. The record is from the annotation of a GenBank genome assembly.
AUGAUGUGUGGUGGUGGUGGUAAUAGUAGUCGUGGCGAUUGUGGUGAUGACGUUGGUGAUGGUGGUGGUAAUGGUGGUGGCGGUGGUGGUGGUGGUGGUGAUGAUGAUGAUGAUGGUGGUAGUGAUAAUGGUUGUGGUAGUGAUAGUGAUAAUAGUGGUGGUAGCAGUGGUAAUGGUAAUGGUAGUGGUAGUGGUAGUCGUAGUGGUUAG